AUGUCAGGACGCAGACAGUCUGCUGAGUUCCGCGAGGAACAUGCUAAUUUCUGGACCCUCAUACAGCAGAUCAUCCAUGGUCUUAGAAAUAACUACCCAGCAGACCAAGACGAGAUCAUUGGCCGGAUGGGCCAGCUCAAUCUCCAGCUCUCGACCCUUCGACGAGCCGGAGAGAUGAUGGGUGGGAGUUACCCACCAAGCGAUAUCGUCCGCAAUGCUCCACCUCAGUACUUCACUGCCCGCACUCAACGCCAUCAGAAUUACUUCGGUACCGAGUUUGGGUAUUCCUGCUGGUAUACCCAAGCCCAGCUGGCCUACGCCAUUGCAGACUUUCUCCACCAGAGAGACCACACGCGAGUAGCCGACCAGCUGGAGCAGUUGUUAGCGAGUUGGCAAUUGACCGAGAUGAGAGUCUUCCCCCGCCAGCUUCCUACACCCAAUCCCGUCCAACAGCCCGCCAAUAUCGUGCAUAUAGAUGGCCCGCCAUACUAUACACCAGGCGGUCCUGAACCAAGCAUCAAGACCACCAAGACAGCAAGGGCUGCUGGGCCAGUUCGCACCCACCCACGUGUCCAUAUCACUAUGCCCGCCCCAACCGACACUAUUUACGGCGUGGCACGGCAGACACGCCAUCGCGCUGCACCAUACCCUGAACGGGGUGUUCGCCCGAGACGUCGUGGCAAUGCUAGACUAACCCCGCCGAUGCCUCAGAUGGCUCUUCCACUCCCUAAUAUUAUGCAGAACGGUGAUGCUUUGCAUAUGCCAGUGCCGACUCUUCCCGGUGUUCAGUCCCUUUUCACCCCACACAUCCUCCCCGGUGGACGUGCUCUGCCUGGUGCACCCAGUACGUCUGGGCCACCCCCACGUGGUAUGCAGUUCCCGUCUAAAGCACCAGCGCCUAACACUGGUGAUACUGUGUCUAUUUUGAAUGCCAAUAUCGGGGAGACUUUGAAUAGAGACCAGUCCCGUCAGGACCCCGGCGCUCGCCGUUGA
Messenger RNA from Penicillium egyptiacum, 993 nucleotides. The record is from the annotation of a GenBank genome assembly. Lineage: Eukaryota; Fungi; Ascomycota; Eurotiomycetes; Eurotiales; Aspergillaceae.